Molecule: messenger RNA, 1470 nt
Organism: Mangifera indica (mango)
Lineage: Eukaryota; Viridiplantae; Streptophyta; Magnoliopsida; Sapindales; Anacardiaceae
Product: splicing factor YJU2
Exons: 9
Coding region: 291-1265 (324 amino acids)
Biological process (GO): mRNA splicing, via spliceosome
Cellular component (GO): U2-type catalytic step 1 spliceosome
Source: RefSeq, a predicted model, not a curated record
ACAUCUGUGACUGUGACAUGAACCCUAGAAAAUUUCGAAAAUCUUGAUUGUGUUAGCUAAGCGCUAAGCUUUCCUGAUGAGACUAAUGACUAAACUUCCUAUCGUCACAAGAAUUAGAGUCGUCUUUGCUUAAGCAGCAGAAUUCAUCUGUUUCUUCUCUUUCUUCUAUUUUGAAUCUCGAUCUGGGAACUUUCUUCGGCUCUUUCUCUGAUACCGAGCAACACCAAGGCUUUGAUCAUUAGUCCGUGCCAAUUCUACUCGUAGAAGACUAGAAUCAGAAGGAGGAGAAAAUGGGAGAAAGAAAAGUGCUGAACAAGUAUUACCCGCCGGAUUUUGACCCAUCAAAACUUCCCCGGAUCCGACGACCAAAGAACCAGCAAAUUAAGGUCCGGAUGAUGUUGCCCAUGAGUAUCCGGUGCAACACGUGUGGAAAUUACAUUUACAAAGGCACCAAGUUUAAUUCUCGCAAAGAAGAUGUAAUUGGCGAGACAUAUCUUGGAAUCCAAAUAUUUAGGUUUUACUUCAAAUGCACAAGGUGCUCGGCCGAGUUGGCUAUGAAAACAGAUCCCCAAAAUUCAGAUUAUGUGGUGGAGUCUGGUGCAACUCGUAAUUUUGAGCCAUGGCGUGAUGAGGAUGAGGAAGCUGACAAGGAGAGAAAGAAGAGAACUGAUGAAGAGACAGGGGAUGCAAUGAAAGCUUUGGAGAACAAAACAUUAGAUUCCAAAAGAGAGAUGGACAUCCUUGCUGCACUUGAUGAAAUGAAAUCUAUGAAGUCUAGACAUGCGACUGUCAGCGUUGAUUCAAUGCUUGAAGCUUUGCAGAAUUCAGCUGCAGAAAAGGAGAAGAAGUUGGAAGAAGAGGAUGAAGCCCUUAUCAGAUCAAUAUUCCAUAAACCAAAAGAAAUUGUUCGAAGGAUUUCUGAUGAAGAUCUGGAUGAUGGAGAUAUGUUUCAGCUGGAAAGUGAAAGCAGUGAAAAAUCAAACAAUAACUUGAAGAAGAGAAAGGUUUCUGAAGAAAUUCCAAGUAAGCCAACUGAUUCUUUAAUAAAAGACAGCGUUGACAGCUCCAGUAAUAGAGAAACUGUGAAUGAUUCAGGUAUCAAAAGUGAUUCAAAGCCCCCUCAGAAAACUCCUUUGGUUAGGAUAGCAGUUAUCAGAAAACCACUUGUGGCCAGUGACACAAAAGUUGCGGCAAAAUCUGAGAACCAACAGGAAAGCACUGGACUGCUGUCACUCUGCCAGAACUAUGAUAGUGAUGAUGAGUAGUUCAGUUUUUUCGUAAAUCAAAGCUUUACACUUUCCUUGGACUCUUCAUUGUAAAAUUUCUGUUGAAAUCUGACCGUUCAGGAAAUAUAUGCAUAAUUCAUUUAAAACCACUACAUAAAUAGAUUGAACUUAUUUGUUGUUUAAAUUUUAAACAUGUUUAUUGAUUGGUUUUCCUAUUGAAUAGAAGGAAAACUACUUAAUAGUA